This is a messenger RNA of Morone saxatilis (striped sea-bass), 3061 nucleotides long. RefSeq names its product FERM domain containing 8 (gene frmd8). The coding region runs from base 172 to 1590 and encodes 472 amino acids. Gene Ontology annotation, biological process: negative regulation of canonical Wnt signaling pathway. Gene Ontology annotation, cellular component: plasma membrane; cytoskeleton. NCBI's taxonomy places the organism in Eukaryota, Metazoa, Chordata, Actinopteri, Moronidae. The transcript is spliced from 11 exons. The record is from RefSeq and is a predicted model, not a curated record.
UAACUGUUGCAGCUGCCCGGAAAGCUAGUUUUAGACAAGUGGCUAGCCGUAGCCAGGGGAAUAACAUCGAAUCGUUGACUAGCUCAUGUGUUUAGCUGCCGUAUUUACACAAUUCCAGCUAGAGCAUUAGCAGCAAGUGGAGGACAAUUGACCAGAACUGGCAGAUUAGAGAUGGAAGCAGAUGACUGCAGUUUUCCUCUAGAUUCAUCAGAUGAUCACUCGCAAAGAGGAAGUGUUGCUUCCUCUGCAACACUUUCCCGUGCUCAAGAUGUGCUUAUAUACCUGUUUGGUGAGAGCGCAGUACACUUAACAGUAGAAGGCCUUGGCAGUGUCAAUGUGCAGGAGUUGGGCCGCAGUGUUCGCGAGGCUCUCCAUAUUUCUGAGUCUGUACAGGAUGCUUUUGCCUUCUGGCUUUGUUCUCCACUGCUCGAUUUGCAGUUAAAGGCAAGGCAUCAACCAUACAAACUGUGCCGGCAGUGGCAGGACCUGCUGUAUCGCUUCACUGAAGCCUCAGAGGAAGACAUUUCCCAAGAUGAACCAUAUCUCCAGUUCCGUCGGAAUGUGUUUUAUCCUAAAUCUAAAGAGCUGCAGAUAGGUGAUGAGGCCGUGCUGAGGCUUCUGUAUGAGGAGGCCAGGAGCAACAUCCUCACAGGUCGAUACCCCUGCGAUCCCGAACACUGGAUGGGACUCGGCGCCUUGUCUUUUGCUCUUGAUGAGGGAACUGGUCUUGAUGGUGAACAGUUUACUGCUAUUAUAAGAGAGAAGAAGCUAUCUUCUUUUCUGCCUGCGCAUGCUGCCAUGGGGAGUGGAGGUUUGUUCUCCACUCUGAGAGGGAAGUCGAGCCGUCAGGCAGGACUGGAGCAGAAACUCUUGGAGGCGUACAGAAAGAUCAGCACAUCUGCUGGAAAGUCUCCUGAGCCCACACAGCUCCUACACCAGUACCUUAAUACAUGUCACAAUCUGCCUUAUUAUGGGUGUGCUUUCUUCCUCGGGGAGAUUGACAAACCAGCGCAAGGGAUUCUUCAAAGGGGAAAACGCAAAGCUGUCAAUGUUGGGAUCUGCCUGGAGGGGGUUUAUGUGAUGGAUGUCAAAGAGAAGCAUGUGCUACUUGGCCUGCGUUUCAAUGAGCUUUCCUGGGACCACAGCUACCCCGAGGAGGAGGGGGACUCGCACAUUCUGUGGCUGGAGUUCGAUGGAGAGGAAGACGGCACUCCUGUCAACAAGUUGCUAAAGAUCUACUCAAAACAAGCAGAGCUAAUGAGCGGCUUUAUCGAGUUCUGUGUGGAGCUGAAGUCUGCGUCUGAGGGAGGAGCUGCAGCCGAAAUGGAUGGUGAGGUGAGUCUGCCUCAGCAGGCUGCCGGGCAAGAAGGCAGCAACAAGAACGGACGUGGAGGACGGCGUGGGAUGCUGCAUAGGCAAAACAGUGUUGUUUGCAGCCGGGUCCAUUCACUUAACACUAUCAGCUACGUGGACAAUGGAAAAGAAAUCAAACGCUUGAAGCCGAAAAGGGCCGCAUCCUUUUUUACCCGGCAGGCGUCUGCACCCACGUACUCUGCUGUGCAAGUGACAGAGAGUCUGGAGCAGGGUUAAUGUCUCUGAUCAGCUCCACCCUUUGCCUCUCAAAGACCAAACCUGAACAUUUUACACUGAGAUUGAAAGACUUGAUACAAGCGUGAGACAUUUUACUGAUAAUAUAUGAACAAGCAAAGGACCAAGCGAGGGAUCUAAGUGUGAGUGACAAUAUUUAUCUUUUGAAGUUGUGUAUAUUAAGAGAGUACGGUAAUGUGAAAAAUGAACAGAUCUAUUAACAGCAAUGCAUCCGAGGUUAAAGUGAAGAGUAUAUUCAUUAGAUGGCUAUUGCUUCAUAAGUCUGAGACGAGCCUUAGAGAAAUCCUCAGGCAACGACUCCAUUCAAUGACUGUAUGAUAUCUCAUGACAUUUCUGCAGCGCUCUCGAGCUGUUGUAUACUAUUCAAAAAUGUUAAACCUCAUUUUACUAUAACCACUGCAUUACCUCUUGAACUCAUAUUGGGGUUUUGAAGAUCGAGAACACCUCAAUAUAUCCCCAUACAACAUUAAACAUUUUGUAACUUCUCCUCAAAGCUGCAAGAGUUACAACAUACUCUUUACAGUCAGCAUGACAAACACUUUCAGGGGACGAUCUGAGGGCGUGUUCCCACUAUGCUGCUUUUUCAAACUGGCAGUGCCUUGUUCUCAUGAAAGGGUGAAGACACUUUAGAAAAGUAGUGGUAGAAACGUUGAGUGGUUGCCGUUAUUGAUCACAAAGAGUCUGUAUGGGAGCACAUGGUCUGUGCUGUGGACGUCUCUUGUAAGUAAAUGAUUUUAAGAGUUUGACAUGGUUUAAUAUUUGCAGCUGGUUAUCGUGGAAGCGCAGGUGGAACAUCCCACUUUUUUUUAUUAGUAAAAGCGAAAUGGCCUGAAUGUAAAAUGACAAAUUCACAGUAGGGAGUCCUCAGUGGGGAGCAAGAAUUGAUUUGCACCAAUGAAAGUCAAAAACCACCCAAACUGUAAAGUAGUAAAAAUGAAUUUAAUGAAAGCUAUGUCUAUUAAUUCCAAUUAAUGUACCAUACCAGUUAGAAUUUCAUACUCAACUUUUAACAUCUAAAUUGUCACAGUACAAGGUCUUAACUAUUACUUGCUUGGUCAGACCUGAUCAGCAAAGUACAACUGAUGCAAUAGUGCACUUGUGCAACUUCUGACAUGAGAGAGACUAAAAAUAAUUCUGUUCAGCACUACUUUUAACCUACGGACUCAAAAACUAGUCUGGCAAAUUCAGACUGCAGCCUUCAUGUCUAAAUUUCGGUUGGACAUUUGAAAUGAUUGUUUUCAUUGCAAACACAAUCACAAUUGACAUUAUCUGAAAGAAGACGGGGAACACUAUGUGACACUGCAUUUUUACACACUCCUGCGGGUUUUUAAUGGGUUAUUUUGUUUUAAAAAAAUAGAACAAUUGUCAAUUUCCCAUAAAGGAACAUUAAAUGCUUCAGUUUAUCUGAGAUAUGUGGUUUUCACUGGGCAGCAACUAUGUCCUCUGUGUGUGU